GUCUCCCCGACGCGAUCGACGGAAUGCGCGGAUAUACUUCCAACAAUCUAUAAGAGCGCAGCAAUGUGUCUCUCUAUACACUCAGAACAGCUUGUUCUUAGCCUUCACACUCUUUUGCGUACGCGCUCAUUACUACUCGGCACACACUAUGUCGCCCUUCACUGUCUUUAACAAACAGUCUAUCGCUCCCUUCAGUCGCGGCUUCUCUGGAUUCUGCGAACGUGUCAUUAACAUGGGCAAUGACGCAGUGACUGAGGAGGUACCGUGCUAUGGUGCUUCGCCUGCCCCGUUGUCGUGGGGUUUGGCCCGUGAGGACUUCACACCUAUCUUUGUCAUUGCGGACGGCACGGAGUUCGAUGACGAGGAAGAAGAAGGAGACGAGGAGACGCCGGUUGUGGACAACAGCCAGGCGAUCACUUGCUCCAAAGCGUUUCCUAUCCCAGCUCCCAAAGUCAACGCCGUCUCGAAAGAGUUUUCCUUUGGCGGGUUCGACGAUAUUUUCUCUGACUGCGCAGAUUUGCCAGCCGUCAAUUCCGAACGCGACGCCACACCGGUCGUCGACGUUAUCGACAAGCUGACAGCGCGGUUCCCUCUUUCGAACAUCCAACGGAGUUUGAAGACCGUUCUUGGAGGACUCACGAACCCGCCGAAACCCACUGUCCCUGCGCUCUCCGUGCCGACUCCGGUCAACCACGACCGCGGUGUCCCACAAGGCCAGGUCUUGUACGAAACUCCCUUGCCCCUCUUCAAGGCCCGUACUACCUACGCUACACCCUCGCGGCAGUCGUCGAGCCCAGCUCCAGCACCCGCGAUGGCUUCCUCCUUGGACGCCGACAAGGAGAACGUCUUCUACGAGACGCCCCGACAGACCUCCUCCCCGGUCCCAUCACCUGCCUCGCUCUCGCUCCCGGGUCCGCGCCCCCACACGGGCGACGGUUCCCACCUGCAGAUCGAGGCCCUGCACCCCCUCCUUCCCCGCCCCGCCCGGAGCACCUCCGCUUCCGGCCAGCGCUUCCGGAACGCCCGCAGCAUUCCCCUUCUUCAGCGCGUCCUGAAGAAGAACGCGCACGCCGCCCUCGCUAGCGGCGCGCCCUUCCUGCCUCGGCCGCAGCCCCCGCUGCCGACGCUGCAGAGCCAGCCGCACCUCUUGGUGGGACGGAGCACGAGUCCAUCUCCGCUCGCCCUGCCUCUCUCUACCCAGCCGCCCCGCUCACCGUCUCUUCGGUGGCCCACCGCGCGCCCGCUGUACGCGACAUCCGUCGCUCGCCCCUCGUGGAACACUCUCUUCCCGGGGCUCUCCGCAAGCCCUUCGCCGCAGCCUCCACGGCUCUUCAAGACCUCCCCCUCCCUCCCUCAAUCGUCAUCACCUCCGCGCCCCCAAGCGCGAGGCGCUCACAAGCCCACGCGGCUGUCUGCCAAGGAGAACGCGUUGUACCACGUACCCGCGCUCUAUGUGUCGCACUAAGUGCGUUCGCAUCGGAUUCCUCGCGUACGCGCUCGGAUUCCUGGUCUCUGGUCUCUGUCUUCGAAACGGAUCCUGGUAGAGUAAAUUUUCUCGGAGUCUCGCGCCCACAUCUGUAUUGGUAUCUCUGACCUCAUCGUCUCAUUCCUUCGCGCCCCUUGUAUCGGUCUCUCGCCUAUCCACAAC
Messenger RNA from Punctularia strigosozonata HHB-11173 SS5, 1648 nucleotides. RefSeq lists its product as uncharacterized. The coding region runs from base 149 to 1465 and encodes 438 amino acids. The transcript is spliced from 3 exons. NCBI's taxonomy places the organism in Eukaryota, Fungi, Basidiomycota, Agaricomycetes, Corticiales, Punctulariaceae. The record is from RefSeq and is a predicted model, not a curated record.